AUGGACGAGAUUUUGAUAUAUUCACCAUCUGAGGAGGAACACGAUAAACACUUGCGGAUAAUACUUGAAUUGCUUAGAUUGCACAAAUUAUAUGCCAAGUUUGAGAAGUGUGAAUUUUGUCUUUCAAAGGUAAAAUUUUUGGGCCACGUGGUGUUGGAGGAAGGAGUGACUAUUGAUUCCUCUAAGGUAAAUUUCAUACAAGCUUGGGAACGACCUAAAAAUCUUUUUGAGAUUCGGAGUUUCUUGGGGUUAGCCAGGUAUUACUGCCGUUUUGUAAAGGACUUCUCUAGACUAACCACACCAUUGACCAGGUUGACUAGAAAGGGUGUCAAGAUUGUAUGGAAUGAGACUUGUGAGAAAUCAUUUCAAGAACUGAAGGCUAGGUUGACCACCGCACCAGUUUUGAUAAUUUCGGAAUGGGACUUGGGUUAUACUGAGUAUUGUGAUGCGUCCUAG
Messenger RNA from Camellia sinensis, 456 nucleotides. The record is from RefSeq and is a predicted model, not a curated record. NCBI's taxonomy places the organism in Eukaryota, Viridiplantae, Streptophyta, Magnoliopsida, Ericales, Theaceae.